AUGGUACCUACUGUCUCUUGCAACUGUCAUUCACUAGUCUCUUCUCUUUUGGAUGCUGUUGUUUGCUUCAGUGGAAAGAAUAUGGGUGCAGUGAGCAAGAGCCUAGAUUUUUCUUCUUCCCUUUUAAACGCAGAUCAUCGGGAGGAGGCCGCCCCAGUAAUGGAGAAACAAGGCAUAGUAACUAUCCUUUGUUCAGAUUGUGAAAAAAGCCAAACUUCAUCUUUAAGAAGAACACUAUCUGCUGAUAUGUCUUCUAAGAAAUGGCUUGCACAAAAUGGGUUUUUCUCCCCAUUCAAAAAGAUUUCGUCACCAUCUGAUCAGGAGCUUGUUAAUCAAUCACCCCAUGAUUCUUCAUCAGACGGUGAAGAACAAUGCAUGAAAGAGAAGGACGAUCGUGGUGUUGGAAAGCCCUCAGCACAAGAUAUUUGGGGUUCAAUUUUAUCGAAAAAGAGUGAAGAUUCUACCAAGAUUUCAGCACCUUAUAUUCACCCUCUUGUGAAGAGAUCAGCCAGUUCUUUGAGUGAGAAGAGUUUAGAGAUUUGCACUGAAAGUCUUGGAUCAGAAACUGGUUCUGAUUGUUUUUCUUCGUACCCGGCUUCAGAAAUCAGCGAUACAGAUGAACAAAAAGAAGAUCAUGAAUAUGAACAAAAAUUGCAGCAACAACAAGUGAAGGAAUCGAACUCGUUCGAAGAUUUUCAUGUUGUCAAGUACAAGAAUUCGCCACCUCGACCUUUGCCGCCCCCAAUUCCUUCAAUAUCUGAUGGAACUUCAAUCCGAAUACAAUCUCACCGCAGAAACGGUAGGCUUGUUCUUGAAGCUGUUUCUGUCCCACCAAGAAACAAUUUUUAUGUUCAACGCUUUGACGGCCGCCUAGUUUUAACUUUGAUCAAUAGUCCUAUUUCCCAAGAGCGACGCGAUAAAACGGUGGAGGAAAAUAAGGUUCGAAAAUUCAAUGAAGUUUUCGAUGAUAUGGAAGAGAUUGAUCAACAUGUUGAGGAGAAAAUAAAUGACGGUGGUUAUGAGGAGGAGAAGGUGGCCGAGGAGGCGGAGGAGGAGAGAGUUAAGCAAAAUAAUGUAGCCAAGGGGGUGGAAUUUGUUAUGGAUCAAAACUCAAGAUCAUUGCCAAUUGGUGGGACGAUGAAGAAACUUAUGAAGCUAGGCAACAAGAACCCAAAAUGGUCUAACAAAAUCGUCAACAUGAAGGAGGUUGAGGACCUACCAAUUUCACAAUCACUCCCACCGCGGCCCAGCCGGGUGCCUCGUCUGAUUCCAUCUCUACCACCGCCAGCCACCACCUCCCUCAACUCCUACCACUACUUCUGGCGGAGCAAAACCACCUUCGGCACCCAAUUCACACCCCUCAAGAACAAUGCUUGCCUAGCCAAUGGUGAAAAAGCAUAUGAUCAUCAAAAUAUGGUGCUCAUCAAAGGUAACAAGGACGAAUAUUAUGUUCCAUUAUCAAUGGGAUGCAAGAAGCCAAGGAGGUCCAUGUUGAUUUGGGAGCCUUACUGCGUUGCCACCUCCUGA
Fraxinus pennsylvanica is the source of this 1527-nucleotide messenger RNA. The record is from the annotation of a GenBank genome assembly. Lineage: Eukaryota; Viridiplantae; Streptophyta; Magnoliopsida; Lamiales; Oleaceae.